AUGGAUUUAAUUUUCACCUCCAGAGCAAUUUUUCUAUUAUGCUCUUUGUAUUUUCAAAAUAUUGAGGCUCUUACGAGUAAAGAUUACGCUUUAUUGCCGCCUUUAUUCCACCAAGAUAAUUACGAUAAAUGCAUGCUACUCGAGAAAGAAGCCUUAUACUGUUCUUUCGAAUACAAUUUACAGCCUUUAGAUACUGAUAACCGAUUCUGGAAGACAAUACAAGAAAUUUCACAAGAUCCAUAUUGUUACAAGCACGACAAUGUCAGACAUUCCAUUUGCGUCCCUUUAACUUGUAGCAGGUGGAAAAGUCAUGAAAAUUUAACGGGGGACGAUUUAAGGGCAGCCGUAAAUAAAUGUUACGAUGAGAAAUUCCACGAGUUUAAUUUGAAAGGGACAAUCCGGAAUUUGAAAUGCGACACCGACCAGCCGAGAUAUCCUAUCGAUUCUUUGGACUAUUUUGUUUUAGUGAUUUUCAUCAUAUACAUGGCAAUUAUCGUUAUUUGCACGUCCUGCGACAUAAUCGCCCGAUCGAAACCGCCUGAAAAAUACAAGGCAUUCAGGAACUCCAAAUGGGGAAUAAUAAUUUUGUCUUUCUCGUUGAAAAACAACUGGAUUCGCUUAACGACCGUCCACGAAACACCCGACGUUGAGUAUCUCAAACCGCUACAGGGCGUUCGAUUUUACAAUACAAUUUUAGUGAUAAUGAGCCACACCGUUAUAGCUCACUCCAUGAUGCCUGUUACUAACACUAAAUACAUCGAAACAAUGAGUCACAAAGUUGCUGCGUCUUUUAUCACCAGCGGUCCUUUAUGUACAUCAACAUUCUUCUGGUUAUCGGCCACUUUAUUAUCCUACGGGUUAUUCAGUCAAUUUGAAACGAAACCUUUAACAAACAAAAUGUUGUUAAUGGCGUUCAUGAAUAGGUAUAUAAGAUUAGUUCCAACUUUUGCCGUCGUUUUGCUAUUCGACGUGAGCUGGUGGCGCCACAUGGGCGACGGUCCCUUGUGGAACAACAUCAUUGGUAAAGAGUUUCUGAGGUGCAGGAAAAACUGGUGGACGAACGUCCUCUUUUUGAAUACCAUCGUGGAUAGAUUCAAUAUGUGUUCGCCGACUUUUUGGUACUUGGCUUUGGACAGUCAUUACUUCGUUUUGGUUUUGGUACUGGUGAAAUAUAUAAAACCGCGGGAGAAGCGGAUUUGGACUAUAUUGGGAAGUUUGUUUUGUAUCAACAUUGUUGCGACUUUUCUGAAUAAUUACCUGAAUGAUUUCGAGGCGUAUCUUCUACCUAAAGCAGAAUCCGUAUAUGAAAUGAAGUUGAUAGUAGAUAACCCACAAUGGCAUGGGCAAAUGGUGUCUUCGAUCGGCAAUACUUGCGGCCCGAUUAUAGGAGUUGGAUUCGGAUAUGUGCUUUACAAGACAAGAAACAAGAAAUUAUUUCAAAAAAAUAGACUUGCAUGGCGAAUUUUACAAUAUGCUUUGUCUUACAUACCGGCGUUGUCUCUAAUUAUAAUACCCGGAUGGUACAUUUUAUCGCAGAAACCGGAACACGAUGCCAUUUUGGCUUCUAUUAUAGCUGCUUUUGGACGGCCCAUCUUUAUUCUUAGUAUAAUAUUUGCAGUGUUCUGCUGCAUUCACAACAACGGAGGUGUAACAGAAAGUGUAUUAAGAUGGCAGCCGGCGUAUAUUUUAGGAAGAUUAGCUUAUUGCGCGUAUUUAGUGCAAUUGAAUGUAAUACUUUCAAGAGCCGCCAGUCUCAGAUAUCCCGUAUACAUAAGUGAUUUGCACAUCGUGUACCAUUUAUUAGCAGAUUUAGCGUCAUCGUACUUUUGCGGAUUGUUGUUAAAUUUGUUGAUAGAACUGCCCGUCAGUUCUCUGCAAAAAUUGUUGUUGCCCGUUCGGCCAGAAAGGGGUGAGAUUAAAAAAAAAGUUAAUUGA
This is a messenger RNA of Phyllotreta striolata, 1935 nucleotides long. Lineage: Eukaryota; Metazoa; Arthropoda; Insecta; Coleoptera; Chrysomelidae. The record is from the annotation of a GenBank genome assembly.